Messenger RNA from Sitodiplosis mosellana (orange wheat blossom midge), 1284 nucleotides. RefSeq names its product inactive ubiquitin carboxyl-terminal hydrolase MINDY-4B. The transcript is spliced from 12 exons. Lineage: Eukaryota; Metazoa; Arthropoda; Insecta; Diptera; Cecidomyiidae. Bases 84 to 1262 code for a protein of 392 amino acids. Gene Ontology annotation, biological process: protein K48-linked deubiquitination. Gene Ontology annotation, molecular function: K48-linked deubiquitinase activity; cysteine-type deubiquitinase activity. The record is from RefSeq and is a predicted model, not a curated record.
CUAACAAAGGAAUCCAUUGCGAGUGUAUGGAGACUAAACGUCCGAUACUUUAAAUUUGCGGAAAUAUUUAAUAAUUUAAAAAAAUGGCAAAUCGUACCAAACUCGUCGGGGGAAUUCCAAUAAACGUGGACCAAGCAAUUGAAUUAAGAAAAAGUGUAUUUGGGAGUGCAAGUGCUCCGCCAAGAGGUGAAUGGACACGCACCCCACUAUGCUUUUGUUCAUAUAAAGAAGAACAUCCUUACGGUUUGCGCUCCCCAAAAAAUGCUAGCAGAGGAUUACAAUCAGUUUUACAAGCAUAUAUAAUGAAGCACUUUUUGUUCAGCAUACGACCACGCGGGGAGAAAAAAUCUGUACCCAUUGACAUAUUAUUAAAACCAACCGAAGCACAACAAAAUGAAGCAUUGAUCGCGGCCAUUUCCGAAAUUCUUUGGAAUAUUGGUGAAAAGGUUAAAGUGGUAAUUGUUUUGACUGGUGAAACAAAUUUGAUACCACACAGCCACACGUAUUUCCAAGAUUCCGUUACUGAAAAGCUACUUCUUUUCGAGUUUACAAAAUUGGACGACUUGGAGAUAUUUUUAAAGAGAUAUCUAUACUUCUUUUGUGAGGAAAAUGGAGCUGGUGCAUUGCUGUUUCUUUACAGUGCCGUUUUGACCCGUACUCCGUCAAAGGUCAUAACGGAUCUAGAUGGUCCCAAGGGUACUUAUUUGAUGGGAACAAGUGAGGAAGGUUCCUUGAAUAUCGUAACUUUAUUGCUCACUGGCCAUGCCACUCCGUAUUUGCAUAAUGGGGUUAUAUAUGUUGGUGAUGAAGACCAUUAUGCCUUACCUCAGUUUGGAAUAUUGUCUAGGUCUUCUAUUGGGUUGCUCAUUUUGGAAAAUGAAAGUCAUGCCUCAUCACUUUUAAGUCGUCAACCGGGUUCUAGAUUAAAAACACCCGCUCUACCAAUUUGGGUGUCCAUUAUUUGCGGACACUAUGGUGUGAUGUUCAACUCAAAUCGUGAACUACUUCGCAACUAUCAUGCUGAAAAACGUUUUGAGCUUCAUUAUUAUACUUGUGCUGGAAAUUACCUUGUAAUGACGAUUGAUAACCGUUCACAAGCCGACAAUGAUACCAUGUCAAACAAUGCAGGAAACAGUAAUAACGUUCCCACUGUAUCGCGUGACGAUGGUACAACAUCACUUAUCAGUCGACUGAUUCACACAAAAUGGGCUGAUGCAAAAAUAUCGAUCAAGGGUUCCCCUUCAUCCUCUUUGCUAAUGUAAAAUAGUUGAAAUGCCAUUUAAA